UUCAGAUAUACAGACAAAACUAUGAUGUCAGUCACAUUUUUAUAUAUUUAAUGGAUUAUAUAUUGUUUACUUUAAUAUCAUUUUUGUUGGAGGUCAUAUUUAUUCUAUCAAAUUCUUCAGUUAUACCGAAAUGUGAGAGAGGUUUCAAAGGUUGCUGUCCAGACUACUCGUGGGAUAACGAAAGUCAAGAUUGUAAAAAAUGCUUACCAGGAUAUGGAGGAAUAAACUGUACAAAAUGUCCAUUUCCUUUCUAUGGAGAUAAGUGUCAAGGACACUGUCAAUGUUCGAUGGAAUUGUGUCACUUUUCUCGAGGUUGUUCAGUUCCAUCAACAGAAAUGGAAGACCAUUCUACAGUCAUUAGUACAGUAAUGGAAAAGGACACCAUCUGGACGACGGGGUCAUCCCCAUACAUGUACACAAAUUUUACAAGCAGAGUUCCAACAAAGAAGCCUUCCAGUAUCAACAGAAUCAUCCUUAUUUCUAUAGUAGUGAUUGGUUUUGUGGACGUACUUAUGAUUUUAACUAACGUUGUUGUAUGCAUGUAUGAUCGGAAAUAUAAAACUUAUUCUCGGGAUCUGAGAGACACAACUGUCAAUUUUCCCGAUAACGACACGAUGUAUGAAAACGUUCAAAUUAUAUUCCCUCCUGUCUGAGUGUAUAUCGGACACAUCGCCGUCUUUAUAACUAUCAAAUGAAACUUAACAUGUCAUUGGAGUUGCAGUAAUCAAGAAUUUCAGAUAUCGCAAUAACCACAUUGUGCCACAGUCAUGAUCGAGUGAGGACAUACAUGGAUCAGUCAGGGAAAUAUAUAAUGAAAUUGAAACAAAUGAACUGAAUUUUUAAAAGAUCUUUCACGUUUAUUAAAAAAGUCGGUUAUCUAAAA
This is a messenger RNA of Saccostrea cuccullata (small rock oyster), 883 nucleotides long. RefSeq lists its product as uncharacterized. NCBI's taxonomy places the organism in Eukaryota, Metazoa, Mollusca, Bivalvia, Ostreida, Ostreidae. The transcript is spliced from 4 exons. The coding region runs from base 51 to 653 and encodes 200 amino acids. The record is from RefSeq and is a predicted model, not a curated record.